AAUAAAAUAUCAGCUUGUAAUGUCAUGAUGAAUUUUGAAAAUAUUUCAGGCUUUGACAAAAUAAAAGCUUUUAUCAGAUCGAGGCUGUGGUUUAGUUAUCGGAAAAAUUUCCAGCCAAUUGGUGGGAAUGGACCAACCACUGAUCAAGGAUGGGGAUGUAUGUUGCGAUGUGGUCAAAUGCUGCUUGGUCAAGCAUUAAUAGUUUUGCAUCUUGGAUCAGAUUGGUUGUGGCAGACAGAUCCACGAAAUCGAACUUAUAUGAGAAUUUUGAAAAUGUUUCAGGAUAAAAAAGAAUGCAAUUUCUCAAUUCAUCAGAUUGCACAGAUGGGUGUAUCAGAAGGCAAACAGAUUGGUGAAUGGUUUGGACCCAAUACUGUGGCUCAAGUAUUAAAAAAAUUAGUCGUAUACGAUCGUUGGUCACGUAUUGCUGUUCACAUUGCUCUUGACAAUGUCCUGAUCAUGAGUGAUGUAAUGACAAUAGCUCAUUUGAAACCGCCGAUAGAAUUGUUGAAUUUAAAUGGCAAUGAGUGGAGGCCUCUUUUAUUAAUUGUUCCAUUAAGGCUUGGCCUUACAACAAUCAACAGAUGUUAUUUACCUGCUAUUCAGGAAUUUUUUAAAUUACCACACAGUCUUGGAAUUAUUGGAGGGCGUCCGAAUCAUGCUCUUUAUUUCAUCGGUAUUGCUGGUGAUCGAAUGAUAUAUCUUGAUCCACAUGUUUGUCAGGAUUAUGCUGAUUUGGAUAAAUUGCAUCUUGAAACUAUACAACUAACUACCGAACCAUUUGAAGAUAGUACUUAUCAUUGUCCAUUUAUUAUGAAUAUGCCAUAUGAAAACUUGGAUCCUUCUCUUGCUCUUGCAUUCAUUUGUAAAACAGAGAAAGAACUUAGCGAUCUUUGGAGAUUACUUAAAGAAAAUUUAUUAGUGGCAUCGUCACCUCCUCUUUUUGAACUCCUUGAAACUCGUCCUAAAGGUUUUCCCAAGUUCAUUCCAUAUUUUGGUGAAAAAGUGGUCAUUAAAGGUUAUACCGAUCUUGGAGAUGUUUACGACAGCUAUGAUGAAUUUGAAAUCUUAGAAUAG
Messenger RNA from Dracunculus medinensis (Guinea worm), 1077 nucleotides. NCBI's taxonomy places the organism in Eukaryota, Metazoa, Nematoda, Chromadorea, Rhabditida, Dracunculidae. The record is from the annotation of a GenBank genome assembly.